ACACAGGGAGAGAGGAGGGGAGAGAGAGGAAAAAGAGAGAGAUGUCAGGGAGCUAGAAACAGAGUCAGAGACAGAGACAGACCGAGAAAGCGAGGACAUAACAAGAGAGGAGAAGAAAUGUGAAGAAACACCAGAGAGGACAGUAAGAGGCUAAAAAAAGUCAUCCCUUGAAUAUUUUUUUGUGGCAAUGGAUCUCUUAAAGUACUGAGGUUUACUUGCGAACACUCUGUAGGAUUCUGCAUGUGCAAGUAGUACGGUGUGCUUCCUCUUGAGCUAGAAACAGAGCACCUGUCUUGGCUAUAUGCCUGUUUGCACUCGUGUAGUAUUUUGUGGCCACAGUUAAAAGGAUCGGUGUGCAUCAGUGUGUAUUCGGACACAGCUAUGAGACACAGAGAGAGGAUGGGAGCCCUUCGACUCUCCCUUGCUCUUUUCUUCCUCCUCUCCUCUCCCGUACAAGCCCAGUGGUUUCGUUUAAUCUGGGGUAGCUCUAAAACCAGCUCCAACUCUUCUUCUACCUCUGUUCCUCCCUCCAUCACCUCUCCAUCCAUCACCUCCCCUGGCCCCUCUGACAGCCCAUGGACAACAGAGCUGGUGGGUAAGGAGGACAGGGUGACUGGAGUGUUAAUCUCUGGCCAUAGCACUGCAAAACCUGGGAUGGUACAUCCAGAGGAGAACGCAGGUGGAGGCAGCAAAACCCGGUCCCAAUACAAACCACUGAAACACUGGAAGAGUGAGCGAGGCUCGGGAGGUCAUCUGGACCUGACUGAGUUAAUUGGCGUACCCCUCCCUCCCUCAGUCUCUUUCACUCCUGGCUAUGAGGGUUUUCCAGCCUACAACUUCGGGCCUGAAGCCAACAUCGGUCGGCUCACCAAGACCUUCGUGCCAGGGUCAUUCUACAAGGACUUUGCCAUCAUUGUCACGGUGCGUCCAGCCAGCCAAAGAGGAGGCAUACUCUUUGCCAUCACUGAUGCCCGUCAAAAGGUGGUGGAGCUGGGUUUGGCCCUCACUGCAGUUCGUGGGGGCCUCCAGAGCAUCUUAUUGUACUACACUGAUAGUGAGCAAGCCUCCCAUAGCCACAAAGCCGCAGCCUUCAGUGUCCCAGAUAUGACAGACCAGUGGACACGGUUUACGGUGGUGGUGGAGCAUGAUGAGGUGCGUCUCUACAUGGACUGUGGAGAGGCAGAGAGGGCUACUUUCCAUCGGAGGCCAGAAAGACUCACUUUUUCUCACAACUCAGGCAUCUUUGUAGCUAAUGCAGGAAGCACAGGGCUUGUCAAAUUUGUGGGCUCCAUCCAGCAGCUGGUGAUAAAAGAUGACCCUCGGGCAGCUGAGGAGCAGUGUGAAGAUGAUGAUCCUUAUGCCUCGGGAUACGCCAGCGGAGAUGAUGCUCUGGAUGACAGAGAGCCUGAGGAGGAAACGAUGAAGAACACACAGGAGAGAAAACACAGCACAGCACAGGGGGAGGACAGUGUUCCAGUAAGAGCUCCACCCACGGAGGUCCCGGAAGUGGAGAUUGAUGAGUAUUCUGGUCACAUGACACCAACAGAGGCCAAUGAGGAAAUGCUGAUGAGAGGGCCACAGCAAACAGAGGAGGCAGGAGAGAGAUCAGGAGAUGGUCAUGUCAGGCCGGGGUUAAAAGGAGCGCGUGGAGAUCCCGGACCACCUGGCCCACCUGGUCCUCCAGGACCUACCCCUCUACCUGGGCAAGCUCAGCCUGGACCAAGGGGGCCACAAGGGCCACCAGGGACCCCCGGAUCCCCCGGACUGCAAGGAAGAGAUGGACAGCAGGGAAGCAAGGGUAAUAAAGGAGAUUCAGGUCAGAGAGGACCUCAAGGAUUUCCAGGUUUGGAUGGAGAAGCUGGAGCCAAAGGAGAGAAGGGAGACCCAGGAAUUGGUUUACCAGGCCCUCCCGGCCUCCCUGGGCCACCUGGACCCCCGAGAUCACGCAGUGUACCUUAUGGACCAGAUGCACUGGGUUCUGGCUUUGAAGACCUGGAGAGUGACACCGAACUCAUCAGGGGUCCUCCUGGUCCACCAGGACCUCCAGGUCCUCCUGGUCCCCCUGGACCCAGCCAGUCACCUGACACAGAUGAAGGCAUCCCUCCUGGUCAUGCUGGACCACCAGGUGCCCCUGGCAGAGACGGGCUCUCAGGCAAACCUGGAAUACCAAUGUUUGAGGAAUGGUUUAGUGGUUCUGGGCCUGAUGAGUCAGGUUUGAGCUCAGAGUUGUCCUCCGACCUCGGCUCAGACCUCGGCUCUGGUUUCAGUUCUGGGUUCAGCUCUGAAACCAGUUUUGCCUCUGGGUCUGGGCUUGUCUUCGGGUCUGCUUGGGGUUCAGGCGAGGGUCUCGCAGGAAAAGAUGGGGCUCCAGGUCUACCAGGAGCUGUCGGAGAGAAGGGUGACCAAGGGUUACCUGGGCCACCUGGACCAAAGGGUGAAUGUGGGUCUUUGGGCACAGCAGGGCCUCAAGGGCCUCAAGGGCCCAAAGGGCCCAGUGGCCCACAGGGGAAGAGAGGCCCAGUAGGUCCACCAGGACCCCCUGGACCUCCAGGAACCAAAUUCUUUGUAGAGGAUAUGGAGGGAUCUGGGAAGAGUGACAUGCUCGUUGGAGCUGGAGUCAAAGGCCCACAGGGUCCCCCUGGUCCACCUGGCCCACAAGGACGUAAGGGUGAGGAUGGAUCCCCAGGAGCUCCAGGGCUCUCUCUCAAGGGUGAACCAGGAGACCCAGGACCAGAGGGCCUUCAGGGUCCUGCUGGACUACCAGGUCCAAGGGGGGCCAAAGGAGAAAAAGGCAGCCCAGGACCUAAGGGAGAUCGCGGCGCUGAUGGACGCAGUAUCCCAGGACCGCCUGGGCCUGUUGGACCUCCUGGACCUGUUAUUAAUCUGCAGGAUCUGCUCCUCAAUGUUACAGAAGGUGUUCUCAACUUCACGGAGAUGAGAGGACCACCAGGGCCCAUGGGCCCUGAAGGCUGGCCAGGCAGAGCCGGAUUUCCUGGUCCCAGAGGACCAAAGGGAGAAAUAGGUGCUCCAGGUAACCAGGGGCAAUCGGGGCUCAAGGGAGAGAAAGGAGAGCCAGGUGUGAUCAUUGCUGCUGACGGAUCUCUCUUAUCUGCACCGAGAGGCCCCCAAGGGCCCAAAGGCAUUAAGGGUGACCGUGGGCUCCCAGGACCGGCCGGAGUUAGGGGCCCAGUAGGACCUACUGGACAAAAAGGAGAAUACGGCUUCCCCGGUCGCCCGGGGCGACCUGGUUUGCCUGGAAGGAAAGGUGAUAGAGGAGAUUCUGUUGGUCUGCAGGGACCGCCAGGUCCUCCAGGCCCACCUGGACUUCCAGGAAGAAUUCUUGGUCUCAACGGAACAGUGUUCCCGGUGCGCCCCAGACCGCACUGCAAAAAGGGACGAGAGUCAGUGACGAGGGGAGAUUCAGUUGGAGCUAAAGGUGACAAAGGAGAUGAGGGAAUACCUGGAGAACCAGGCACACCCGCACCUGGAUUUCUAGAUGGAAUUGUGGGUGCUAGAGGUGAUCAGGGCUACAAAGGUCAGAAGGGAGAAAAGGGUGACUCCGGUCUGCCUGGUUCUCCAGGACUGCCUGGGAGGUCAGGACUUGUGGGUCCAAAAGGUGAGUCCAUUGUUGGUCCGCCAGGUCCAGUUGGUUCUCCAGGCCUGCCUGGAGCCCCUGGAUUCGGACGACCUGGAAACCGUGGCCCCCCCGGCCCCCCCGGCCCUGCUGGACCCCCAGGACCUCCAUCUGCAUAUGAAUCAGCUGUCAGUAUGCCUGGCCCUCCUGGUCCUCCCGGUCCACCAGGAUCUCCAGCAUAUGACAACCUGGUGACCACCUAUAAAACAAUCCACGCGUUAACCAGAGAGGGUCAACGGGCUCCAGAGGGAACCCUGGCUUACGUGUCUGAGAGGGGAGGCGAGUUGUACAUCAGAGCACGUAAUGGCUGGCGCAAGAUCCAGCUUGGAGAGUUGAUCCCUAACGGACCUUCCUCCUCAGCGGCAUCUCAGGCCCUCAGCAGACCUGAAGAAUGGGGCAGACCACACAGGAUUCACAGCCAGGAGCUGCAGGAGGGCAGUAGAGGAUAUCAGCCCAGCUAUAAUCUACUACCACAGACCUUCGACGCUGUUCCCGGGCUCCACCUGGUAGCGUUGAACGCGCCUCUGAGAGGGGAUAUGCGCGGCAUCCGGGGGGCAGACUUCCAGUGCUACCAGCAGGCGCGUUCCAUGGGACUCACAGCCACAUACAGGGCCUUCCUGUCCUCCCACCUCCAGGACCUGGCAACCAUCGUGAGGAAGGCGGACCGCAAUGACAUGCCAGUGGUUAAUCUGAGAGGUGAAGUGCUGUUCAGCAGUUGGAUGUCCCUCUUCUCUGGGAACGGAGGCACAUUUAACCCGUCCACACCCAUCUACUCCUUUGACGGACGCAACAUUAUGACUGAUUCAGCAUGGCCAGAGAAGUUGGUGUGGCACGGCUCCAGUGCUCUGGGCAUCCGUCUGACCACCAACUACUGCGAGGCGUGGCGGACGGCUGACAUGGCGGUGACGGGCCAGGCCGCGCUGCUGCAGACCGGGCGACUGCUGGGACAACACACCCGCUCCUGCUCCAACCACUACAUCGUGCUGUGUGUAGAGAACACAUAUGUGGGCAACACACAUCCCAGGAGGACCUGAAGAGACAGAGGAAGCACACACACACAUUUGUACAGUGACACAUAAAGAAACACACAUGCAGGCAUGCUGAAAGUAGAAAAUGUGACACGUGAAUGGGAAACACAUGCAGGCACAUACACACACUAUGAUGACAUGUCACGGGUCGCGUAAAAACGACACUCGAGUACAGACUGCGGGCACUUCUGUUCACACAUGCAGACACGCAGAUAAAACAGUCAGAGAUGUUAAGAUGCAGAAGCAGGCUCCCACACUCAAGCACUGAAACAUGCACACACACACACAUUAAAGUUCCUUUCAUUUUGUUUGGUUUCAUCUUUAGUUCCCACCUGGACCUAGGCGUAACCUUGCCACGCAGCCGUCCAUGUCUAGAUUUCAAUUAUUUAUAUUCACUCUGAACAUGUAACAGCACAACAUGUCACCACGGAGGACUUGGGGAUUUCUCUGCACAUGUUGAUGUUGAAAAGAAAUGUCUGGGAUCUCAUUUAUUGUCUUAAUCUGAGUAGAUCUGAGUAACUUAAAGGGCCACAGCGGUGUUUUUUGCACUGCUUGAUGCCGGGAAAAUUUCUGACACACAACAGUGUAGUUUGCAAAAUGGUUGGCUGUGAUGUAAAAUAUACAGUAAACUUUGUAGUAAAUGGCCCAAAACUUGCAAAACUACUGCUAUGGCCUUUUAAGUCAGUGUUUGCUUUCCUUUGCAGAGAAACAACCAAUUGUAAUUUUUCUCAACACUAUUGUAGAUUCUCAUUAUUUUCCAUUUCUAUGGAACAGAAAUUUGGGUAAACAUGACCCACGUAUGAAUUUCAGCCUCAUAUCUGAUAUCAUGACAGUGUUUUAGUUUAGACUGAGUCUUGUGUAUCAAGGCCGGCUGUUUGCGAAGACUUGUGAGGAGAUGGACAACAUUUACUGUGGAGCAGUGCCACGUGACUAACAGUUUCCAGGUUGUUCCAGAAAUCAAAUAACCAGGUGUGAGUCAUUUAGGAUGAUGAUUUCUCUGUGGAGGAUCAAACUGGCAAGAUUCGAUAUUUUUGUUAUUGUCAACAAAUCCCAUGAAAAACCAAAACCAACGAUGUGUUAAUCCUUCUCUCGGUAUUUUCCCACUUUUCCUACCCUGUCUGUGGCCCUCAGCCCCGAGCCCUGCUGGAGACAGAAAGCUUUAAAAACAAGGUCAAGAAAACAGCUCGUGGAUGUAUGCUUUAUUAUAGAAAAAAACGGCUCAGUUAUGUGCUAAAACAGCUGGGCACUGCAGCUUUUAGCAAGCGCUUACUCAAACAAGAGGAAAAUGUGCUUUUGGUGGGGACUAUUUUCAGCAGCGGAUGAAUCAAUAUUUAGUGCUCUUGUGGGCGUUUUGAUUGAGUCCGAGUAAACUAGCGUGUGUGUGUUCAUGGUAAUGAAGGAGCAUGUCACCCAGUGCGACAGUGCGGCUCACUGAAGUGUAUUUGACAGUUUCUGAACAACAAUGGAGCUCUGUGACACAGAGGAAUAAGAUACAUCAGGCUCUGGAUACGCACACGAUACUUAGUAGGAUACAUUCACUGUGAUUUGCUGACAAUAAAAAAACAUAUGGAAUAUCACCAGACUUUCUUUUACAUAGGACAAUGUGAACCAUUUCAAAAACAGAUAGUAUAGUGUACAUAUUCUUCCUGACAUAGUUUAGAUGUAAAUACACUGUAUGUAAACGACCUCCUAGCAACAGUCAUCCAAUCAGAGCCUCACUUACUCACAUUUCCUCCAUCUUUUUUUCUGGCCUAAAUCCAGCAACAACUGUCUGGAUUUUCCCAUAAACAUUUUACCACUAAGUUCUUGUCUCCAUUUGUUGAAUCUACAGAUAUUAAAUCCAUAUUGAAGAGCUUAGUCAUGCAAGAUGAAAAAAUAAACGAUCGAAGGCACAGAGAAGCUUAGCUCCACUUACGACGCUGAUAACAUUGAAGGCUCACUUCGUAAUCACAGUAUGCCGCCCCCUGCUGAAAACCUGCUGACUCACCCCCACCUUUGUUUACACUGACCCCUUUAUCAAUGAUUGCCUGAACAAAUUCAAGUCAAAUUCAGGAUAUUUACACAGGACUGAAGCUCUGCUGGACUUUAGUCCUGCUGCUUUCGACAAAGUGAUCUGAACUAGCCUCAAAAUUAACAUCUGUGCUUUAGCUUUAGAGUUGAAAUCAAUGUGUGAUUUUCAUUAAUUUAUACUGUAGUGUGACAUAGUCUAGGCUGUUCACUUUAAGAUCUUGAUGAAGUUGGAACACACACACACACACACACACACACACACACACACACACACACACACAUAUAUAUAUACAUAUACACAUACAUAUAUUUACAUAUAUGUGUGUUUGUGUGUUUGUGUGUGUGUGUGUGUGUGUGUGUGUAUGUAGUGUUGUUGUCCAUAUGUUUUUGUUUUUUACUCUGUAGAGGUAAGUUUUGUAUGACGCACACUAAACGACUAAGCCCUACUCUCACCACGCAUCGAUGGAGAUGUAGUUCCAGUGUUGUGCCUGUAAAGGUCAAACAGGCCUGGCAAAAAGGCACAGAAUGCUUGAAAUGUUUUGAUUUUCAAAGAGGUGUUAGUUUUCCUGAUGUCUGAUUAUGAAGUUUCCAUUCAAACUUGAGCUUCUGAGAAAAGAGAACAUUUGUACUGACUGGUGCUCAUGGAAUAAAUGUCUUAUUUUGUGUGUUUUUUUUUU
Molecule: messenger RNA, 7349 nt
Organism: Xiphias gladius (swordfish)
Lineage: Eukaryota; Metazoa; Chordata; Actinopteri; Istiophoriformes; Xiphiidae
Gene: col15a1b
Product: collagen, type XV, alpha 1b
Exons: 44
Coding region: 382-4668 (1428 amino acids)
Cellular component (GO): basement membrane
Source: RefSeq, a predicted model, not a curated record